Lottia gigantea (owl limpet) is the source of this 1818-nucleotide messenger RNA. RefSeq lists its product as hypothetical. Gene Ontology annotation, biological process: neuromuscular synaptic transmission; acetylcholine biosynthetic process. Gene Ontology annotation, cellular component: cytoplasm; neuron projection. Gene Ontology annotation, molecular function: choline O-acetyltransferase activity. Lineage: Eukaryota; Metazoa; Mollusca; Gastropoda; Lottiidae. The transcript has 12 exons. The record is from RefSeq and is a predicted model, not a curated record. The annotation marks the transcript as partial.
ACCUUACCCAAGCUACCUGUACCAAAACUACAAAGCUCCUUAGACAAAUAUUUGUCUUUACUGAAAACAGUUCUGAAUCCUCAACAAUACAGCAAAACAAAGUUUCUAGUUGACGAAUUCUGUAAAAAUGGUGGACUUGGAGAGAAAUUACAACAAUAUGUUUUGAAACAACACGACAGAAAAGAUAACUGGAGCUAUGAAUGGUGGAUGGAGGAUAUGUAUUUAUUUAAUAAAGUGGGUUUACCAAUAAAUUCCAAUCCCGGUGGCCUUUUCCCACAACAAGUGUUCAAAAACCAGACAGAUCAUUUAGGAUAUUCUGCAAGGUUGCUGUGUGGUUUCUUACAUUAUAAAUCAAUCAUAGACAAUGGCCUAUUAAAACCGGAGAGAGCUAGUCACAGUGAAAAGGGUCAACUAUUAUGUAUGGACCAAUGGUACAGAUUUUUAAACUGUUACAGACGACCCAGUGUAGAGAAGGACGAAUCGUUAACAGAUAUAUGCCCUCCAUCUGAAGGAAAUAACAUCAUCGUUUUAUACCGUAAUGCUUUUUUCAAGUUACACUGUGGCGACUUUGGAACAGUGCCGCGAAUCUCAAACGUAGUGGAUAGACUAGUGGAUAUAGUUAAUAUUAUGGACAACAGAUCAGAGGAGGCGCCGCCAGUUGGUGUAUUAACCACGACAGAAAGGUCACAAUGGGCUACUGCAAGAUCCAGGUUAUUAGAAGAUCCAGUAAACAAAGCAAAUAUAAAACAUCUAGAAUCGGCUUGUUUUGUGUUGUGUUUGGAUAAGCGAACAGUUCCGUCCCAUGAUGAAGACGACGAACUUCAUGUCAUCACCUGUUUAGAACAUUUACUACAUGGUCAAGGGAGUCAUGUCAACACUGGAAACCGAUGGUUCGACUCCUGCUUUCAGUUAAUUGUAACAGAGAAUGGUGUCAGUGGUUUUAACUAUGAACAUUCUGUAUGUGAAGGAAUGCCAGUUAUAGAUUUCUGUGAACAUGCUUUAAUUUAUGAAGAAAGUUUAGAUAACGUGACGUCACGAGAAAACGUGAAAUUAGGUAAACCAAUUGAAUUGAGGUGGAAUGUGUCUACAGAAACUCUUGAUGAUAUCCAAGUAGCCUCGCAACAAAUUGAUGGGUUGAUAUCAGACCUUCAUCUGUCAGUUUUAGAUAUCGAUACAUUUGGGCGAGAAUUUCCCAAAUCUUAUGGAAUGAGUCCAGAUUCAUUUAUACAACUUGCUUUACAGUUAACAUAUUACAAAAUACAUGGAACAUUAUCUUCUACGUAUGAAAGUGCAUCGGUGCGUCGUUUUCGGUACGGCCGUGUAGAUAAUAUUAGAGCUAACUCACAAUCUGCUUUACAAUUUGUUAGGGCUAUGGUGGGUGAAUGGGAUACCACAGUAAAUAGGUACGCCUUAAUGAAAGAUGCAAUUCUUUCCCAAUCUAAUUAUAUGAAGGAUGCAAUACAAGGUUAUGGUAUUGACCUCCAUAUACUGGGACUACGAGAAUCAGCGAAAGAAUUAGAUAUUCCUGUGCCAUCUUUAUUUACUGAUGAUGGUUACAAGACAUUUAAUUAUUUUAAGCUGUCCACAAGUCAGGUAGCAACAAGGAAUAUGAUAGGUGUUUGCUAUGGUGCUGUUGUUCCAGAUGGGUAUGGUGUGUGUUACAACCCAAAACCAAAUUCAUUUUAUGCAGUAGUGACUUCAUUCAGACGUUGUCCUGACACAGAUUCUGCCAUGUUUGCGAACAGCAUGGAGGCAAGUUUGCUGCAGAUGCAAGGCUUGUGUGAACGCUGUAGAACUCUUAUAGACACUUCAAGCUGA